Molecule: messenger RNA, 1765 nt
Organism: Myotis daubentonii (Daubenton's bat)
Lineage: Eukaryota; Metazoa; Chordata; Mammalia; Chiroptera; Vespertilionidae
Gene: RGS11
Product: regulator of G protein signaling 11
Biological process (GO): G protein-coupled receptor signaling pathway; positive regulation of GTPase activity; intracellular signal transduction
Cellular component (GO): neuron projection; cytoplasm; plasma membrane
Molecular function (GO): GTPase activator activity
Source: RefSeq, a predicted model, not a curated record
CCUCCCAGGGCUUCACCCCUAGCUAUGGCUGCCGGCCCCGCGUCCCACGGUGGGUGCCCCCGUGCGCAGAUGCCUCACCUAAGCAAGAUGGAGCGGGUGGUCGUGAGUAUGCAGGACCCCGACCAGGGCGUGAAGAUGCGGAGCCAGCGGCUGCUCAUCACAGUCAUUCCACACGCGGUGACCGGCAGCGACGUCGUGGAGUGGCUGAUCCAAAAGUACUGCAUCUCAGAGGAGGAGGCCCUGCACCUGGGCGUCCUCCUGGUUCGGCACGGCUACCUGUACGCCCCGCGCGCCCCGCAGCCCCGGCUGCAGCUAGACCAGACGCUCUACAGGUUCCAGACACCCUAUUUCUGGACGAGCACUCUGUGGCCAGCGGCGGAGCUUGACUAUGCCAUCUACCUGGCCAAGAAGAAUAUCCGAAAGCAGGGGGCCCUGGUUGACCAUGAGAAGGAGCACUACGACCAGCUGCACAGAAAGAUCAACCACACGUGGGACCUGGUAGUGAUGCAGGCGCGAGAACAGCUGCGGGCUGCUAAGCAGCGCAGGAAGGCGGACAGGCUGGUCAUUGCGUGCCAGGAGCAGACGUACUGGCUGGUGAACAGGCCCCCGCCUGGGGUGCCGAGUGUGCUGGAGCAGGGUCCAGAGCGGGGCUCCAGCAUGGCCAGGCGAGUGCAGAUGAACACGGAUUUCUACAAGCGGGAGAUCGAGUGCCACACGAAGGCCCUGGGCAGGGUCCGGGCGAAGUCCUCCGUCUGCCUGGAGGCGUACCUGAAGUUCAGCCGUCAGCACGGCCCGCAUGACCCCAUCAUGUCGGGGUGCCUGCCCAGCAACCCCUGGAUCACAGAUGAUGACACCUACUGGGCCAUGAACGCACCCAAUGUGGCUGCACCCACGAAGCUCCGCGUGGAGCGGUGGGGCUUCAGCUUCCGGGAGCUCCUGGCAGACCCUGUGGGCCGGGCCCAUUUCAUGGACUUUCUCAGGAAAGAGUUCAGCGCCGAGAACCUCAGCUUCUGGGAGGCGUGUGAGGAGCUGCGCCACGGAGGGCAGGCCCAGAUCCCCGCCCUGGUGGAUUCCGUGUACCAGCAGUUCUUGGCCCCGGGCGCUGCCCGCUGGGUCAACAUCGACAGCCAGACGAUGGAGCGGACCCUGGAGGGCCUGCGCCAGCCCCACCGCUACGUGCUGGAGGAUGCCCAGCUGCACAUCUACAUGCUGAUGAAGAAGGACUCCUACCCGAGGUUCCUGAAGUCGGACAUGUACAAAGGCUUGUUGGCAGAGGCCAUGAUACUCCCGGAGACAAAGCGACGAGUGUUCCCAUUCAUGUGGAAGCCACGGCAUUCGAGCCUGAGCCCUGCUCUCCCUCCUGCUUCUGCUUCAGUGGAACCUGCAGCUGCUGCAGGUGGCCCUGGGGGUGCUGAUGGGGAGGCCUAGGUGGGCCUGAGCCUGGAGGAGGUUCCACCCCUCGCCUCUCACCACCCUCUUCUCACCCAGGGUCCUGGCAGCUGCCCAGACCCCCAGCAUGGGCAUCCCCUAGUGCACCAAGGGUGUAGCCUUGCUGUGGGGCACACAAGUCAGACCUCCCAGAAGGGAUUGGGCCGGGUGCUGACUCCCAGGGAGGGGGUGUCAUUGGCCGAGCUUGGGUCGCCUGGAGAAAGGUGGGCCGAGAUGGGCAAACCAGAGCAAGGCCACGCUCCUGGCAUGUGGCAGUCUUCAGCUCCUGGUGCCCACCCCCCAUCUCCAGACCACUACAUUAGCAGGCAAGUACCUG